Messenger RNA from Fusarium subglutinans, 753 nucleotides. RefSeq lists its product as uncharacterized. The transcript has a single exon. NCBI's taxonomy places the organism in Eukaryota, Fungi, Ascomycota, Sordariomycetes, Hypocreales, Nectriaceae. Bases 1 to 753 code for a protein of 250 amino acids. The record is from RefSeq and is a predicted model, not a curated record.
AUGGGUAGACUCAAGUCUUCUGCACUCAAGCAACAUGUUUUCAACUUUGCCGAUCACGCAGGUCGGCCAGCGAAGAUAGUCUGGAGCAACCCGUCACGAAAUAUCCUAAUACCACUGCCAAGCCUAUCCUUCUAUCUUGUCCAUCCAGAAUUCUCUCUAGAUGAUUUGGAAAUGUGGCAAUUCUUAACAGACAUCCGGAGGGAUGGCGAUCCCAUUCGAUUCGAAAUGUUCCAUAUCCCUGGGGCCAGCGAAACGGACUGUGCCCAACAUUACCGGGACGAACUCAAGGCUCGUGGUGAUGUGUCUGAGCAGGUUCGACAAGCUGGAAAGGCCUAUGAAGACUGGGAGGACAAGGAAGAAGAUGCCCAACAUGCGGCGGAACAGGAGCCCCACGGCAAGCUCCCCGGCCUUAUUUCAUCACAAAGGAGCUUGAAUCUUCCCUAUCAUGGCGUCAUAUUCGUGUGCAAGGACCCUGAGUGGAAGUUCAAAGACCAACAGCAAUACGUCGACGUCGUUGAGUUUGAUCCAGCAUUGACAGCGGAUGACUAUGAGCUUGGUGAACUGGAAAUACGGGGGCCGCAGACACCUCUCAAAAUCACACACGUGUCGGCCACGAAAAAGUCUAAGGUCCAACGGUAUGAGGAUCAAGGUGUUUGGAUGUGGUUUCUGGACCAUAGAGAUUGGAGUCGGUGGGAUCGUAUGAUAACAGCGACUUUUCAGGUUCAGUCUAUGGGAUGGACGUCAUGGCAGUAA